This is a messenger RNA of Hibiscus syriacus, 2015 nucleotides long. Its product is annotated as nitrate regulatory gene2 protein-like. Bases 1 to 1956 code for a protein of 651 amino acids. The transcript has 4 exons. The record is from RefSeq and is a predicted model, not a curated record. Lineage: Eukaryota; Viridiplantae; Streptophyta; Magnoliopsida; Malvales; Malvaceae.
AUGGGUAGUGGGAACUCCAAAGCUGGUAAAAAUGAAGCCUUGCGUCUAUGUAAAGAGAGAAGGAGAUUCAUAAAGCUAGCUAUUGAUUCGAGGUAUGCUCUUGCGGCCGCUCAUGUUUCUUAUGUUCAAUCUCUUAGAAACAUUGGUAUAGCUUUAAGAAGAUCUGCUGAAUCUGAGAUGUUGAUAGAGUGUUCACUAAUAACAUCGGCCACUGAUUUUGAGAGAACCCCAUCACACUCCUCCUAUCCAUUAUCUCCUUCUCAUUUAGGAGCCGAUGUUUCUUAUUCACCAUUGGAAAAUGGAAGUCCCAUUUCUCCGGUCACCACGAAUUUGAGUUACAUGAGAGCAGCGAAUAGUGCUGCUGUGGCUGUUGAGUUGAAUCCUGCUAAUGGUACUUCUUUGGAGGAUGAUUCAUUGCCAAUGCCGCCGCCACCAGUUCCUCCUUUUGCGUCAGGCUCUUGGGAUUUCUUUGACCCCAUUGAUGAUUGUGAGGGCUUUAGAUUUGUUGGAAAUAAUGCAGUUGGUGUGGAUUUUGAGGAUUUAAGAGGGAUUGAUCAUGGUGGUGGUACUAGGCAGACCAAUGCCAAGGAAGUGGGGCAGCUAGGCGCAGAACAUAAUGUUAAUGGUCCAGCUGAAACUUUGGAGAGCCAAUGUGCUCUUGAACAAUCAAGUUCAACAAGGGGAAAUGCUAUUGGGGAGAAAGAUUUAUCAGCAGAAAGAGAAGAUCCUUCUGAGUUUGUAACCCAUAGAGCCAAGGAUUUUCUUUCAAGCAUAAAAUAUAUUGAACAUCGAUUCUUCCGAGCCUCAGAAGCAGGCAGACAAGUGUCCCGGAUGGUUGAUUCUAACAAAAUCAAGCCAAUGCAACAUGUAAGUAAAAUCAUCCACUGGAAGAGAUCAACAUCUUUGGGGUCUUCUUCAUCGAGGAACCCACUAGCCACGGGUGAUGCUGAUGACAGUGCAAGUGAUUUUAUUGAAGAGUUCUGCAUGAUUGCCGGUAGUCAUUUGUCCACCUUGGAAAGACUGUAUGCAUGGGAAAGAAAACUCCAUGAUGAAGUGAAGUCUAGUGAAUCUAUCAGGAAGGAGUACGAUCAGAAGUGUGAUCAGCUCAGACACCAGUUUGCUAAGGGUCUUAGCACCCGAGUGAUCGACAAAACACGGGCAGUAGUAAAGGAUCUACACUCCCGAAUUAGAGUGGCACUUCAUUCUGUUAAUAACAUAUCAAAGAGAAUUGAAAAAAUGAGAGAUGAAGAGCUGCAGCCACAGCUUGUAGAGUUAACUGAGGGAUUGCUCAGAAUGUGGAAGGCAAUGCUAGAAUGCCAUCAUUCACAAUAUAUCAUCAUCUCACUGGCAUACCAUUCAAGGAACUCAACGGAUGCGGCACAGGUAGAUGCGCGGAGGCAGAUUAUGGCUCAGCUUCGGCAAGAAUUCGAAUGGUUUGGUGUUAGCUUUAUUGACUGGGUCAAUAGUCAUGCAUCUUAUUUGGAAGCUUUGAAUGGCUGGCUGCAAAAUUGCAUCAUAGAACCGCAGGAACGCUCGAAAAAUCGAUAUCCAUUCUCACCUCAUCGAUAUCUGGGAUACGGGCCACCAAUAUUCGUACUAUGUCGUGAAUGGUCAGCUGGGUUAAAAGCCUUGCCAGCUGAGGAACUUAGCGUUGCCAUCAAAGCCUUCAUGUCGGAUAUUUUUCAUUUAAUGGACCAAGUAGACAAACUACAGAAGGAACACAAAUUAGUUGAUGCAAACAAUGGAGAAUCGGAGAGCAAAGACGGUCUUCAUGCGAUUACAGAUGGCGAUACAACCGAUGAUGCAUCUUCCACCUUGAGCUGCAUACAGGCGAGUUUGACUCGGGUUCUUGAUAGACUAAACAAAUUCUGCGAGGCCUCGGUCAAGAUGUACGAGGAUGUUAGACAAAAAAGUGAUGCUGCUCGAAUUGCAUACCUCAAGUUGCAGGCCAACUAGAUUCUGUAAAGCUGUGUGAUGGUUAAAUAUAAGCAACGUUAAGAUUUUGGGUUUUGGAA